Molecule: messenger RNA, 3110 nt
Organism: Marchantia polymorpha subsp. ruderalis
Lineage: Eukaryota; Viridiplantae; Streptophyta; Marchantiopsida; Marchantiales; Marchantiaceae
Source: the annotation of a GenBank genome assembly
GAGAGACACGAGAGAGUGCUUUCCUUCAAGCACAAGAGAGAAACGGGGGAGCUAUGGCCGCUAGCUCUCCUGUUUCUCGCUCAUUGUCGCCAAUUACGAGCGAAUCCGCUACCGCGCUCGAACUCGAGGCGCUCGUCAUGCUCGGAUCUAGCGUGUAGAUGCGUGGUGCAAUGGUGUUGAGGCCGAUCGACGAGACUGAGAUACGGCGGACGGUCUUGGUCUUGUUGUUGUGGUCGGAGAGUGAGGGAUUUCGUGACUCCACGCGCGAGAGACUGACUGACGAAGCCGACGUACCUCCGAUGGCUUGAAGCAGAGGUUCAUGAUGUUGAUGCCGAUGGCGUUGGUGGUGACGCGGAGUGCGUAGAGUGAGAUUGGAUCGGAGCGGAGCGGUCGGGAGGAACAGGGGGCAGGUUUCGCAAUUGAGGUUUUUUGUGCUUUCGUCUGGAAUUUGGUGUAGGAGUUAGAUGUUUUUUCUUCCCUUGCAACAAAGAAGCUUAUGGCGACGCGCAAUCAGACCGCGUUGUUUAAAAAGUAUCGGGAUGCUUUGCGAAAUGUGCGCCCCGGACCCUCGGUGGCUGGACGGGGAAGCAGUAUAGAGCUAACUGAGGUGUUCCCCGGUGCGCCCCAAAGAGGCAGAGGUUACAGCACUCUCAGCACAGAAGACGAUUCCGACCCUACAAGGGCAGGGUCGAUAUCUGUGAGCCUGCCUCCAGCAUGGGUCGACAUAUCAGACGAAGUGUCCACGGAGAUGAACAAAGUGAAAAGCAAAAUGGCAGAGCUGGCGAAGAGCCACGGUCGAGCCUUGAUGGUUUCUUUUGAUGACAACACAGGAGAGCAGCAAACAAUUGAGUUGUUAACUGCAGAAAUCACUCGAUCUUUGAAGAAAUGUGAGCAAAAAUUGCAGCGUCUUUCUGGGGGACAAGGCAACAGCGGUGAUGAAAAUCUUCGCAAGAACGUGCAGAGAUCCUUGGCCACAGAUCUUCAAUCGCUGUCCAUGGAUUUUCGGAAGCUGCAAAAGGGCUACUUGGGCAAAUUAAGGCUUCAAGAGGCGGGCCAAUCCGGAGCUGAUAUCAGCAUGGGUUUCAGUCAGCAAAGGUCAAGAGAAGACGAUGACGAAUUUAGUGAUGUGGGCUUCAGCACUACACAAUUAAGCCAGCUGAAACAAAAUGAAGCCAUGUCAGCCGAACGAGAACGAGAGAUAACGCAGAUCGUGGAAUCAGUAAAUGACUUGGCACAAAUCAUGAAGGACCUUUCAGUUCUUGUCAUUGAUCAGGGUACAAUCGUUGAUCGAAUUGAUUACAACAUCACAAAUGUUUCGGCCUCUGUGGAGCAGGGUGUGCGGGAGCUUGUCAAGGCGGAGGAGACACAAAAGAAAGGGGGCAUGGUUUUAUGUGUCAUGGUACUGAUUGCUCUUUGCGCAUUCAUGCUUUUUGUGUAUAUCAUGAAGAAAAUUCUAUUCUGAUCGGUGAACGACUGAAGCUGCAUGUGCGAGAUUGGCAUGGGAACGUCCUGGUAAUUGACCUUCUCUCGUGAAGUAAUACUAUCACAUCCAACUCCAGAAAGGGGCAGUUUCGGGUCUGGCUGUGCGAAGAUGGUUUCUCCACCAGCCGGAUAAAGUUGAUCUGCCGACGAGUGUCUACUGUUCCAUAAGAAUUAGUUCGCGUAUCGAACUUAAGCAGACACGUGGGAGCAAUACUCAUGGUGGAUCGUCUUUUGGAGAGAUCACCGUUCGGAGUCAUCUGAUUGUGUCAAGCUAGCACCAGGCCAGUGUGCCGAAGCUUCUGACCUUUUGCAGAUAAUAUCAGGAGAACUACCCUUCAGGCUCAAAGCUCCAGUCCUGCAAAUUUUUGGGAGGCAGUUGUGGUGCUGUUUGUGCCAUGUCCCGCAAGCAGUGUCUUGGUUUGAUGUAUAUAUCUGACCUGUUGCCACUGCUUCUGGUGAACAUGGCAGAAGAAAGUUCGACUUGAAGGUGCAUACUGAAAAAUCUCAAAAGAUUAGUGCCUGAAGCAAAUAUUAACCGAGAAGUGGCGUGACCUGCAUAGGCUGAGCAAAUUGCAUUGCAUCAUGUCAAAUCAACGUUUGACAAGUCACUCGUGUUUGUAUUGUCGUCAACGUCCUGUGAUAAGAACUUUUUUGGUAAAUCCGAUUAGAAUCUUUGACUGGAGGAUAGCAACUGCCUGUUUUUUUAACAAGGUUCCAGCCUUCCAACUGUACAUUAUUCCGUUCCGGCACAUCGAUUCAUCUUGGCACAGGAUUCACCAGUCUACAGAGUUUCCGCCUUCGUGGUUAGCUACUUACCGGUCCCAAGACAAAGACUCUUUGACACAAAAUAUAAUGUCUAAGUGAUUCAUUUACUUUCUCUGUUUUUCACAUCUACACUUUUGAUAGUUCAGGAAGUCUUAUUGCUUCAAGUCAGGAUACCCGCAGGUCUAACAUUUUUACGGUCACCCAUGUGCCGGGUGUGCCCUGAGAAGUGCUAUGUUGCAGUUCACUCAUCUCUGAUAUGUAGACCUUUUCCUGGGCAGAAUAAUUGCUCAUGUAUUUUCCAGACAGCACUGAGGUUUGUCGAGGAAUUUUUUCAUUGUAGAGGGUGGGAUAUCCACACUGCUUAGUUGUAACAUUUUCACUUCCGCAGUACAGAAAGAACACAGAAAGUAUUGUCUUCGGUAGGAUGCCGCAGUUAAAUGUGGUUUUUGGUAACACUCAAUUGAGUUUGUGCAGAUUUGUGCGAUUCUUAGCUGAUGUAAUCUGACGAGAGUAUAGUUUUAAAUUCGUGCCACUAUAUCAGGAGAGACAGGCGUUCAAUAAUACAUUCUUUUAACUUCAUGUUAUGCAAGCGGUUACCUUCUUGUUAUAUAUGGAACUUUGGAAGGUGGGCCUGAAUCACUUUGUCGACUUAUUUAAUAGAUAAAUAUAUGACUAGUGCAUUCCUGAAAGUCGUCCAGAUUGUAGUGGAUAGCGUAGUCUGCUCACGUCAGACGUGACUCGAUAUUCUUGACUGGCUCCACUGAAGAGUACUUUCUUUCCUUGUUAUCUUCCAUAUAUUUCCUUUUUUGAUGUGCAUGAGUUCACUGAAAGUGGGUAACCAUGAUAGAACGAGCCGAGCAUUU